Molecule: messenger RNA, 1872 nt
Organism: Cutaneotrichosporon cavernicola
Lineage: Eukaryota; Fungi; Basidiomycota; Tremellomycetes; Trichosporonales; Trichosporonaceae
Exons: 4
Coding region: 1-1872 (623 amino acids)
Molecular function (GO): protein binding
Source: RefSeq, a predicted model, not a curated record
AUGCUCUCGCCACCAAGCACAGACAACGACGAGCCGCUCGAGCUGCUCGACUUGCCGUCUGAGAUCUUGAGCCAGAUCGCGACCUUCUUGCCGCAGCGCGACCUCAUCCACUUCCUCUCAACGAGUACCGCACUACACACGCUCACGGAUACGCACUUGACCCCUCUCCGCGCCGUAAUAAAGGGUGUCGUGCGAAAAGGUCCGCCCUAUCCGCCGCAGUUUGAGGUACUACCUUCCCUCCGCUACUUUGUGGGCGAUGACGAUGGCCGCCUCUUCCUUGACGUACUUGUGCGUGCGCCGGCUCGUUGGCUCCUCGAGCGCUUCGAAUUUGGGCGCUGGACCGACGAAAUCUGGAAGGAAGCGUUCGACCGCCGAUUCCUUCCCAGUUGGAAGAGGUACAAGAACCCCGAGGACAAAUGGCGGGGCGCGUUCCUGCGCACCCUCGGACGGCUCGACCACAGAAGCGCCGGAUGUGCUCACCACGAGUCCUGGACCAGAUUCAUCCAUCUCAGGCGCAACGGGAGUGCGUCACUCAACAGAAUAUACACGCGCACCUUUGACCCGUACGAGAUCAUCGACGAGCUCAAGCACCAGGGCGGGGUUGCAGAAUACCCCACCGUCGUUCGUGUCCUCUGCCAUCUGCAGGAUGUGCGUAUCCUCGCCGUUGGCGUGCUCGCCGACAAGCCGUCGUACUAUGUCAAUCCCAAUGCGCAUUUUGUCGUGCACCCGCCCCUCCUGCGCCCCGUGACUGAGAAGACGAAGCCGAGGAAGAUGCCACACCGCAACAGCGCCCCGCCGCCCGGCACAGGUCCCAGCGGCAUCCCAGCGCCACCGCCGAGAGCCAACUCAAUCUCCUUCGCGGUCCCCGUCGUAGCCGCUCCUGGGCUCUCUAUGGCCACAGCUACCCAGUCCGAACGUUCUUCGCUCUUCGCUGGGUUCAGCUGGAGGCCGGGCCGGCGUCACUCGGUUGACAACGGUCUGGCAAGUUCCACGGAAAACGCCGAGGCGGGCCCCUCAACGCCGCCUCUCACGCGUUCGUGGAGCCGCGAGAGUGACCGGCGCAGAUCGUGGGCCCCAGGCUGGGGCCGACGAUCCUCAACCACCAGCCUGCCCUUGGAGACUCGCCCGCUGUCUCCGCUCGUGCCCAUCCUCAACACCAGCAAUACCAGUGGAAGUGCGCCGACAGGUGAUGCGGGUGACAGUCCGAUCGUAACCGCGCAACAGAUGGAACAGCUCUCCAUCACGCCGCCGCUCACCCAGCUCGCCACUCCGAUUGUCCAUCCAUCCGAAACGCUCCCAACCCUUCCCGAGCAUCACUCUGAUCCGCCUACGCCGCCAACCCCCCAACCUUCUCCCCCGCCGAGCCGCAAGCGCUUUCCCUACCGUCCGCUGCAGAUUCCAGCGCCAGCCUACAGCCACACCCAAUACCCUAACUAUACGCCGUUCGAGGAGGACCCAGACGAGACGACGCUCGAGGCUCUGCGACGUGUGCGCGACUUCCGUGCCGACUACCGUGAAGUCGAGGAGGACGCCGAGGACCGCGUGUGGUCGGGCAACGAGGGGAUUUGGGGGCCCGACAGUGAGGCCAUGGCCGAGACGAGUGUCGAGGACAGGCGGUCACGCUGGGUCGGGCCUAUGAUUAUUAUCGCGCAGAUUUUUCCCGGAUCGCGCAAGGAGGCUUAUCCCCUCGGUGCGCCGCAGGACUCAGAGGUUGAAGGUGUGCAGCCCAACCUCGGCCCCAAUGGAAUGUACGCCAGUUUUGGGUGGGAGGACUUUGACACGUUCCUCCCCUGGAUCGAGCUGCGGGGAUCUGGCGCAGACCACGGGGCGCGUCGCGCGGGCAUGGGCUUUGAGAGGGCGACUGAGGAGUAG